CGCGUAAAGUUUGGAGGAGGCUAUCAAGCUCCGGAACAGUCAAACAGACCACGAUCAUGGCAACAACACCAGACAGGAUAGCGAGUGCGGACGAGAAGCUCAGUGGGGUUUCGUCAAACAUCAAUAUCACCGGCGCCGAUUCCGCCCACACUGCGUACGGGGACAACAAGUUCGUCGACCGCACCAUCAGCACCAAGGACUGGGCUGCCAGGACGUUCGACAACGUCCCCGGACAGUUGAAGGACUAUUUCUUCAGCCUAUUCCCCAUCGCAACGUGGAUCUAUCGAUACAACUUGACGUGGCUGACAGGAGAUGUCAUCGCCGGUCUCACGGUCGGAGCCGUGGUGGUUCCACAGUCCAUGUCAUACGCCAUUCUUGCAUCCUUGACUGCGGAGUACGGACUCUAUUCGAGCUUCAUCGGAGUGUUCAUCUACUGUUUCUUUGCCACAAGCAAAGACGUCACCAUUGGUCCCGUUGCCGUCAUGUCACUCGAGGUUGCAAAGGUCAUUGCCCACGUGAAGGAAACCACCGGGAAUGAAUAUACAAAUGCGGAGAUUGCUACAGCACUAGCCUUCAUAUGCGGUAUCAUAUGUUUGGGAAUCGGCUUGAUCCGAGUCGGCUUCAUUCUAGAGUUUAUCCCUGCACCCGCUGUGGCGGGUUUCAUGACGGGCAGCGCCUUCACUAUCGCCUCGACACAGUUCCCCGCACUCCUGGGCAUCUCAAAGCAAUACGUCAACUCCCGCGAGUCGGCGUACAAGGUGGUCAUCAACACUCUCAAGAAUCUCGAGCACACCAAGCUGGAUGCUGCGUUCGGGCUCAGUGCCUUGUUCGGGCUGUACGCCAUCCGCUUCGGAUUGGAGUAUCUGGCGAGAAGAUAUCCGCAGCACAAGAGGAAGUUCUUCUUUGCCAAUGUCACACGCAACGGACUCAUGGUCGUCGUCGUCACCUUGGCCAGUUGGUUGACUGUUCGCGGCGACAUUGCGGCCGGGAGGGAGCCCAGGGUCAAGAUCUUGAAGGAUGUGCCCAGAGGAUUUCAGGCCGUUGGCCCUCUCAGGAUCGAUAGCACCCUGCUCAGUGCCAUGGCACCGCAGAUUCCGGUCGCCACGCUUAUCCUGCUCCUGGAACACAUCGCCAUCGCAAAGUCCUUUGGCCGCAUCAAUGAUUACAAGAUCAUCCCGGACCAAGAGCUCAUCGCCAUUGGCAUGACCAACGUGAUCGGUAAUUUCUUCGGUGCUUACCCAGCGACGGGUUCCUUCUCGCGCACUGCGCUCAAGAGCAAAUCCGGCGUACGCACCCCGGCGGCAGGAAUCGUCACCGGUAUCGUCGUUCUCCUGGCCCUUUACGCUCUGACCGACGCCUUCUACUGGAUCCCGAUGGCCGGACUCUCGGCCGUGAUCAUUCACGCCGUCACCGAUCUGAUGUCCCCACCGCGCCAGGUCUACAUCUUCUGGCGGGUACAGCCCCUCGAGGCGAUAAUCUUCCUCGCCGCCGUCUUCAUCACCAUCUUCACCAACAUCGAGAAUGGCAUCUACUGGGCGAUCAUCUCCUCGGCCCUCGUCCUCCUCUACCGAAUCGCGCGCCCGCGUGGACAAUUCCUUGGUCGCCUCCGCCUCAGCAACGGACAGCAGGCCCGCGACAUCUGGGUUCCAGUGGACAAGCGCGUGCUCAACCCGGAUGCGAAGAUCCAGAACCCGCCACCGGGGGUCGUCGUCUUCCGGCCCAGCGAGUCGUUUACGUACCCCAACAGCUCGACACAAUGCGACGUGGUAGUGGACGAGAUCAAACGGAUCACCAAACGCGGCAAGCCGAACGCAUUCCCGACGCUUGGCGACAGGCCGUGGAACGACAUUGGCCCCCGCCGCGGCUUCACGCAGGCCGAGAUCGACGGCGACACGCGUCCCGUGCUCAACGCGGUCGUGUUCGACUUCUCGGCUGUGGCCAGCAUCGAUACCACCGGCAUCCAGUGUCUCGUCGAUACCAGACGCCAGCUCAACAAGUAUGCCGACCGCGAGGUCGAGUUUCACUUCGCCAACAUCAUCUCCCCGUGGGUGCGAAGGUCGCUGCUCGCCGGCGGCUUCGGCACUGGACAGUCCAGCUCCGAGUUCACGGAGGUUGCGGCGGUGGUCCCGCGGCGCGACGACGACGGCCGCGCUGUGUCGUCCCAUCAGAAGAGGAAGGGUGCUGCAGCCGCCGGAGGGGAGGGCGGUAAUAACUGGAAGAUGUUCAAGAGCUAUGUCCUGUCCAAGGACCACAAGGACGCUCGCUUCCAGGGCAAGGAACAGUACUCGGACGUUGAGGUCGCUGCCCACGAGGAGGAGCAUUGGGGCCCCGCGAUGAGCCAGGAUACGCCGUUCUUCCAUAUCGAUAUCCCGAAUUUGGAGGGAUUGGCGUAUGGUAAGGUGGGGUCGGAGUUGAGCGCGCAGAGCUCGAAGAGUGGAUGAGUGGAUAGGAGCAGGUUGGGUUAUGUUCAUCUUUGGGUUUGCGAUCUUUGGGGGCUUCUUUGCUGGAUUUUUUUCAUGUUCUGCGGUACCGUUCGGUAAUGUGUGGUUUCGGAAAAAAGUGAUGGUUUACUCCGAUGUCCACAGUGUGUCAC
Tricharina praecox is the source of this 2593-nucleotide messenger RNA. Its product is annotated as high affinity sulfate permease. Gene Ontology annotation, biological process: transmembrane transport. NCBI's taxonomy places the organism in Eukaryota, Fungi, Ascomycota, Pezizomycetes, Pezizales, Pyronemataceae. Gene Ontology annotation, cellular component: membrane. The transcript has 5 exons. The record is from RefSeq and is a predicted model, not a curated record. The coding region runs from base 57 to 2441 and encodes 794 amino acids. Gene Ontology annotation, molecular function: secondary active sulfate transmembrane transporter activity.